AUGUUGUGUGCUUCAGAGAAGCGUCUCAACAUCACUGAAAUGUGCUCGGCGGCGACGUUCAACGUGCGCUUCAUGACAUUCCUCAAUUCGACGGUAAUUCGUUGCGAGGGUCUCGGCACGAUCAUCGAGGCAUUCUUAAUUGUCGAGAUUGCAUUAUUGGCAUUGGGAAUUCUCGAAUUUCUCUAUUUAUUCUAUUUGUUCCUCUUCGUUCGAUCGAUGCAUUUCAAUCUGACAUGCUUGUUCAUGCAUUACGGCGGCCAAUAUUUCUUCUCGGUGAUGGCACGAUGCGUCAUACUGUAUCAGCAGUUCGGAUUCCACAUUCCAGACGAAUACUUGUUUUAUGCGAAUUACAUUCGCACAAUUUGUCUUUUCAUCGCCUUCUACAUUUUGCCGAUUUUUAUGGUCGAAAGGCUGUUUGCGACGAUAAUGGUGAAAACCUACGAGAAAUCGCGCCAUUUUUGGGUGUCGUUGGUGAUUUUGGCGAUUUUCUUCCCAUUGGUCAUCACAUCUGGAGUUGCUUAUAUCAAUUGUUGGAUUUCGUUGCCGAUUCACGUCGCAACAUUCAUUAUCGUCAAUUUGACCGGCUAUUUUGGUCUCGUCGCGAUUUACAAUUAUAAUUCGAAGCGGCAUCAAAAAACGUUGAAAUUGCCGAAAAAUCGCAAUUAUAAUCUGAGUGAGCGAUUCCAAUUGGCUGAAAAUAUCAAAAUGUGCGAGGUCUUGCGACGCGUUCAAAUCUCAAUAAUAUUCUUCAACGUGUUCUCUACUUCGAUCCUAUUGCUUGAUCACUUUCCGAUCUCCCCGAGAUUCCUAAGUUUGGCCUAUGUGUUUUACAACAUCCUCUUAACAAUAUACGCCAUCUCGUGUCCCAUUAUAUUACAUCAAUGUCUGCCGGAAUGGUGCAAAAAUACGAGAAAAUUGAUCAAGUUGAUUCUUGGGAAUCGUAUUAAUGAGGUUCGGCCGCGAACAACGUUUGGUGAAAAAAUGAUUUAUGACAAUCAUAGGGACCUCACUAAUAUGUAUUUUAUGCAGUUUGAUAAAGCUUUGAGGUAA
Messenger RNA from Caenorhabditis bovis, 1050 nucleotides. NCBI's taxonomy places the organism in Eukaryota, Metazoa, Nematoda, Chromadorea, Rhabditida, Rhabditidae. The record is from the annotation of a GenBank genome assembly.